This is a messenger RNA of Solea senegalensis (Senegalese sole), 3344 nucleotides long. It is a transcript of the gene cln3, whose product is annotated as CLN3 lysosomal/endosomal transmembrane protein, battenin. Bases 419 to 1762 code for a protein of 447 amino acids. Gene Ontology annotation, cellular component: membrane; lysosome. The transcript has 15 exons. The record is from RefSeq and is a predicted model, not a curated record. Gene Ontology annotation, biological process: lysosome organization; regulation of intracellular pH. NCBI's taxonomy places the organism in Eukaryota, Metazoa, Chordata, Actinopteri, Pleuronectiformes, Soleidae.
AUGAAAUUCCUCAGCAGAUUGAAAUGCGAACUGUUUCUGACGGUGCUUCAUAUGGGGGAAAAGAAAAUGGUAAAACAUUGGAGUUUUUGUGACUUUGUAAACAAAGUCGCUGGAGAAAGUCGCUGUUCGUGGACGCGCCGAGAAAGCAGAGAGCGCGGGCGGCGCGGAGUAGCACUACUGCGCAUGCUCCGUGGCCCGCGCAACCCGGAAAUGAUUUGAAUACGCUGGGUGACAGUGACGUCGAACUGUUGUCAACAUUCGAGAACCAUUGAAAGCGCAACUUCUGCUUCCUUUGAUGAACGUCAUACAGCCUCUUAGCAUCCAGAGAACCAUGUUUCUGUUUUUAUGUACGGGUUCGUGCUAACUGUUAACCCGGGUAAACGGUUUGAUUUCGCUCCGCCCGAGGACGGAUACAAACAUGGAGCAGAGAGGCAGCGUCAACGCAGAUCCUGCUCAGCGCCCUGACGGUCGUUGCACACAAUGGCGCAACUGGUCUGGAUUCUGGAUCCUGGGAUUGUGCAACAACUUUGCCUAUGUGGUCAUGUUGAGCGCUGCCCACGACAUUCUCAAAAAACAGGAGUCCGAAAACGCCACGGCAUCUACAUCAGCAACACUGGACCUUCAUUUGCAAGGCGGAAACAGUAGCAACAGCAGCCGCUAUGACUGCAACCCUGUCUCCACUGCGGCUGUGCUGCUGGCCGACAUCCUCCCAACGCUCGUCCUCAAACUCUUUGCUCCUUUUGUAAUCCACAAACUGCCUUAUGGUUUCCGCGUGUUGUUCUGUGUCGUCAUGGCAACGGCAAGCUUCCUCCUGGUGUCGUUAUCGACGGGUGUUUGGAUGAGCAUCCUAGGUGUGAUUUUUGCCAGUGUCAGCUGUGGACUGGGAGAACUCUCCUUCCUCUCUCUCACCGUUUUCUUCUCGAGGGACGUACUGGGAGGCUGGGGCUCGGGCACUGGAGGUGCUGGUGUCGCUGGAGCCUUCCUCUACUCGGGCCUCACCCAGGUCGGCCUCACGCCCCAGAUUGCGCUGCUCAUCAUGCUGGUGGUCCCAGUUGCUAUGUUGAUAAACUAUUUCUUCCUCAUGGUUCCUCCGCCAUCAUUCCCUCAGUGGAAAAGCAGGGAGCCGGGGUAUCUGGCUGUGACCUCGGAGGAUAGACGGCGGCUGAUGGACGAGUUACAGGAGGAGGAUAAAUCAAUCCCAGACUGUGUUGUCUUCCCUCUCAAAGUGACAGAGGACAUGAACACUGGGCCUCUCACCUUCACAGAGAAACUGCACGUUAUCAGAGGCUUGCUGAAGUUUGUGCUUCCUUUGGGAUUGGUCUACUUUGCUGAGUACUUCAUCAACCAGGGCUUGAUGGAACUCCUGUAUUUCCCAAACUUUUUCCUGUCCCAUGCAGAGCAGUAUCGCUGGUACCAGACACUGUACCAGGUAGGUGUUCUGGUGUCUCGGUCCUCACUGUGCUGCGUGAAGAUCAGGAAACUGUGGACCCUGUCGUUGUUACAGGUGGUGAAUGCGGUGCUGCUGCUGUUUGCAGUGCGUUACCUGUUCCUGCCCAGUGCCUGGCUGGUGUUUGUUAUUGUCCUCUAUGAGGGUCUUCUGGGAGGAGCCGCGUACGUCAACACCUUCUACUUCAUCAGCAAAGAGAGUGAAGACAGACACAGGGAGUUUGCCAUGGCUGCUGCCAGCGUAGGAGACAGUCUGGGCAUAGCUCUGGCUGGACUCGCUGCGUUCCCUGUCCACAGAUACUUCUGCUCCCUGUGACCCCGCCCACAUGCUGACCACCAGGAAGAAGAAGUGAGAUGUGGGUGGGUUCCAUACAAGAGUUCUUUAAAGCUUAUGUACGGUUUGGGGAGUUUAGGUUUAAUGAGAGAAAUGUUUCAGUUAUUUAAAGCUUUUUUUCCUAAGAGUGCAAUUCUUUGAACCACUUAAUUUGAUUCAGAGGGAUAUGAUGCAGAUGAUAAUUAAUGCAUAUACAGUACAUACAUCAAAUUGAGAUGUCUUUUUAAAUGUAAUAAAUCAUGGGGCAGCAGUUUGUUUGUUCAUUCUGCUUCAAUAAUGCAUCACUGAAUAUAAAUCCAACAUGUUAGCAAGAUAAGGAACAUUUCCAAGUGAAGUUUAGACAAAAAUGAGUCCGUAUCUUCCUUCCUCUCUGUGCUGCCACUGUGAGUCACUGCUGACCAAUAUUAGUUAUGCACUAAUCUCUGUUCCCGUGGUUCUGUGACAAAGCAAUCUCCAAAAUGAUUUUCUGGUAACAUAUGAAUCGCUAGGGUCAAUCGCAGAGGGAUUGUAAGGAGAAUAUUUGGACAAAUGUGCUUAUGUCAGGAGCUGUGUCAGCUCUACAGAGGCCCACAAUGGACAAACUAAAUAUUUAAUAAUCAUUUCUAUGCUAACUGAAGGCUGAGGUGAGGGAUAUUCAGCUGUGACUUCACCAGUGAAUGUUGCUAACACAGUAUUUUACAUUAAGAGUUUACUCAAACACAAUUGGUCAAAUUUGUAAUGUAAACCAUUAAAAAGCUUCUACCCCAAAAAUCUUGCCAAUUUUACAUUCCAUUUAAUUUUGACAAUGAGUUUCACAGAUGACGCCUGUAAAUGACGGGGCACGGCAAAUGCAGUGGCCCGUCACUGGAAUGCAGUAUAUGUGUCUUGUUUGAUAGUUUGGAGAACCUCAGUUCAAAUGAAAUGUGAACUGACCAAACACCAACGUAUAGAACAAGAACUGACCUUUUUUUUUUAAAUGGCACGUUAAAAGUGUUACAGCUGACUUCCAGAACUGACGUUAUAUUGAUUGUGGGAGAUGUUUCAUCUCUGUUUUAUAUCAUGUUGAUUCUGUGUCCUACAAUCUGAGACACAAAAGGGCCCCACGGUUCAAAGCUGUCUUUUAUUUUCAGCUUGAAAACAUUUGAAAUAACAAGGACAGACCUGCUUUAAAUGGAUACAAGUUUUAAUCAGGUUCACUUACCUUUGUUGCCUUGUUGUACUACAGUCACUGGUUCUAAUAAAACAAAAAUGGCUUUUACUGUGACUUUCUACUGUUUGCUCAUACACACUGUAACAGUCUGGAAAUGUCCCGAGUUUGAUUUAUUAAACUAAAUGAACUGAGUGAGAAUAUGUUUUAAACAGAAGUUAACGAGUUUUGGAGCGUGUUGCCUUUGUUGUGCACUUUUUCUAAUGUUUGUUGUUGCUGCUUCCUCAAAGUAAUGCGAGUUUAACACAUGUCGAACAUUCCUGUUGACCCUCUUACCUACAGACGUUCAUCUAAUGCUGCUGCUGUUGAAUUAUAAUUCUGUUUUUUGAUUAUAUUGGUGUAUGUAUUUGUAACGUAAUUAAAAUGUUUUGAAGUUUA